AGAAAAUCAACAGCACUCAGUUGCCACCCUGACAGCACAGCAGCACCUGUAGACAAUCAGCUCAUUAGGCCCUGAUUGGCUGCAAGCUGCAAUAAAGCCUCCUUUCUGCUGCUCAGACAAGCAGAGCAAGUCACUUCGGGGCUACUGGUUCUUUACUGCUGUCUUGGAACAGAGAGAGAGAGAGAAAUAUGACUUGUGGAGUUCAUUUGGGGAUUUUCCUUGUUGUCUUGGUUCAAGCAGAGCAUGUGCGCUGUUUGUGGGCUUCACAAGCAGCUCAGAGCAAGAACAACAACACAUAUGUUGGCUUCAGGCAAAAUAAUCGGGAAGCUGGUGUCAACUAUCUCCAGAAUCGACUCAGACAGGCUCAAAGCAGAAACUUAAACAUACCUUCAGCUGUGGCCAGUCGUUUUAGCUGGGGGCCUUCUACUGGUGGCUACACACAAACUGUUUCACAGCCAGCUAAAAGUGGCUUAGCUAAAGUCAGGUUAGUGCAGGGCAGCUCAGUGUCAAAACCUAACUUGAAUCGUGUGCCUAAACAGCGUUUUCAUGGCCUUUCUAGUGCUAUUGUCGGUAGCGGUUCUCUGAGUAAGAGCAGCAACAAGGACACGGGGAAGUCUUCCAGCCUGUUUGGUGCCGGUGCUCCUGAGCCAAACCAAACCCCUGCACGGACCAAAACUUCCUCCAGUGUUCGUGCUAAGCUAGUGUCUAAAACGGAUAAACCUUCCCGUCCCUCAGCUCCUAAAAACCCCAGCCAGACUGAGGUUGUGAACCCAUACAAGAGUAAACUGUUUUCAGGGAAUGCAGGAAAUGCCAGAGGAAGCUACAAGGCUACUUCCAUGGCCUCAAGUUAUGGCACUUCUCUUGAGUCCAAUGUAGGAAAUGGUCCCAUCUUCAAGCCUCACAGUUACUCAACGAGCUACGACUCCAAAUCAUCCAGAGAGGGAACCUCUGGUAAGAAGUUAGCCCCGACCAAGACCCACAUCAUCCCUGAUCAAUUUGGUGGCUAUGCUAUCAGACGAAUGAAGGCUCCUGGGCAGGAGAAAGUGAGUGUCAGGAAGCCCCAGCAGGCCUACCAGACUCCCAUCAAGGCCUACGUGGCCCCUCAGCGGCAAGCAACAAACCAGGCCUACAAUGCUCCCCAGCAGCAGACUCUCAACAGGGUCUACGAGACUUCCAACAAGGCCUACGAGACUCCCAACAGGACUCCCAACAGGGUCUACAAUGCUCCCAACAGGGCCCACAAGACUCCCAACAGGGCCCACGAGACUCCCAACAGGGCCCACGAGACUCCCAACAGGGCCCACGAGACUCCCAACAGGGCCCACGAGACUCCCAACAGGGCCCACGAGACUCCCAACGGGGCCCACGAGACUCCCAACAGGGCCCACGAGACUCCCAACAGGGCCCACGAGACUCCCAACAGGGCCCACGAGACUCCCAACAGGGCCUACGAGACUCCCAACAGGACCCCCAACAGGGCCUACGAGACUCCCAACAGGACCCCCAACAGGCCCUACGAGUUUCCCAACAGGCCCUACGAGUUUCCCAACAGGCCCUACGAAACUCCCAACAGGCCCUACGAAACUCCCAAGAAGGCCUACGUAGCCCCUCAGCGGCAAGCAACGAACCAGGCCUACGAGGCUCCCAACAGGGCCUACGUGGCCCCUCAGAGGCAGGCUGAACCCCAGGCCUACAUCUUUCCUCAGGUUGCUCCUCUCAAGUCCCGAGUGCUCACAUAAAUGCCAAAUGGUUUCGUGUCAGUCCAAAGUGGGGACAAUGGCAGGUGCAGCUGGUGUCCUCGGAUGAAUAUUUAGUUUUUUUUAAAUGAAAUAAAUACAUGAAUUUACCACCUGGUUGUGUCUUUACUUCACCUUGUAUUGUGGGAUGGUGAAUGCCUAAGCAUGAGUGCUUGUGGCUUGGUGCCCUCUAGUGUCUAGUGCAAAAAUGUUUCCUUUACAAAACAAAUUUGCAAAAUGUAUCUUAAUACUUUACAGCGCUGACAAAAGAUUGUGAAAAUCCC
Gymnodraco acuticeps is the source of this 2020-nucleotide messenger RNA. Its product is annotated as DNA-directed RNA polymerase II subunit RPB1-like. The record is from RefSeq and is a predicted model, not a curated record. The coding region runs from base 189 to 1739 and encodes 516 amino acids. The transcript is spliced from 4 exons. NCBI's taxonomy places the organism in Eukaryota, Metazoa, Chordata, Actinopteri, Perciformes, Bathydraconidae.